Molecule: messenger RNA, 4684 nt
Organism: Eleginops maclovinus (Patagonian blennie)
Lineage: Eukaryota; Metazoa; Chordata; Actinopteri; Perciformes; Eleginopidae
Gene: coro7
Product: coronin 7
Exons: 28
Coding region: 129-2915 (928 amino acids)
Biological process (GO): actin filament organization
Molecular function (GO): actin filament binding
Source: RefSeq, a predicted model, not a curated record
GUUCUGUAGAGCAAAACGAGCGAACACCCCACGGCCAACCUGAACUGUCAGCUGUAGCAGAAGUCCUGUGUACCAACCAGCUCGACAGAGACACCCGGAAGGCACGAAAGUCAAUUUGAGAGAUCAGCAUGAAUCGCUUUAAGACCUCCAAAUUCAAAAACACCACUCCAAAAAUCGCCAAGAAAGAUGGAUGGAUUAACAACGUCCGAGCUGGCUCCUUCUCCUGCCAGGGGAACCACAUCAAAGCAAGCUCUAACUUUGUGGCCUUUAACACCGAGCAGGCCGGUGGAGGUAUGCUGGGCCUGACCUCUGUCAAACCUGGUUCAGAUGGCCAAUGGACGGUCACACAGAUUUCCUGCCAUUCAGAUCUGGUGACUGAUAUGGACUUUUCCCCUUUUGAUGGAAGUCUCCUGGCAACAUGCUCUGGAGAUGAAACGGUGAAGCUGUGGAGUUUGUGUGACCCUGAGCUGCAGCAGCCCAGCAGUCCGGAGCUGACUCUGUGUCCCGGUCAGGGCAGGCUUGAGCUGGUGCUUUUCCACCCCACCUCCUCCGGCCUGUUGGCUGUGGGCGCCAGCAAGUCCCCAAUGAUUUGGGACACCAACCGCCAGGAUACACCACUAGCAGUUCUGGAGCAGCACGGGGACCAGCUGCAGAGUCUGAGCUGGAAACGGGACGGCUCCCUGCUGGCUUCCUCCUGCAAGGACAAGAUGUUGCGAGUGUUUGACCCCCGAGCCCAGACUACACCUGUCCAGAGUGCCAAGAGCCUUCAGAACAGCAAGGACUCCCGCAUCCUGUGGGCCAAAGACGACUUUUUGCUCACCACAGGCUUCGAUAUGAUGCGUAGUCGGGAGGCGAGGCUUUGGGACAGCAGGAACCUGAGCUCUUCAGUCAGCUCGGUGUCGCUCGGCACUGCCAGUGGGAAUGUGAUCCCUCUGUACGACGACGACACUGGUCUGCUUGUCCUGGCUGGCACGGGAGACACUGCGAUGGAUUGCUUUGAAGUCACUGCCUCUGAGCCUUUCCUCUCGCAAGUGAGCCACUGUCUGACGGACAUGUCAACACGAGGAGUUGCCAUGGUACCAAAGCUGGCGUUGGAUGUCUUCUCCUGCGAAGUGAUGCAAGUGCUCCAGCUAACAGACAGCUGCAUCGUGCCAAUCAGCUAUCAAGUCCCUCGCAAGCACACAGGUCAGGAGUUUCAUGACGAUCUUUACCCAGAUACAGUCGGCACAACUCCAGCCAUGUCUGCUGAGGAGUGGUGGAAGGGAGGGAACAAGCAGAUGGAGAAAGUUAGCCUCAACCCAGACAAACAGCCCAAACAAAAAGCUCCACCCGCAAAACAGGUGUCGGCAAAGAAGGAGCUGGUCAGUGGGGGGAGCAAGGAGGACCCGGCACGGGGCUGCUCCACCUCCAGUAGUCCACUGAGCACUCCCAGCAGCAGUGCUGCCCCAUCCCGCUCUCCCUCCUCCGGCCUCUCCUCAGGCUUCCUCCCCAGCCCCAGUCCCAGCCAGAGCACCAAGGCUAUCCAGAGCAUGAUAGGGCCGAGCUCCAAAUUCCGUCACAUCCAGGGUACCAUGAUGCACCGGAACACGCACAUCACCAACCUGCGUGGCCUCAACCUGACCACACCCGGGGAGUCUGACGGCUUCUGUGUCAACAGCCAACGCGUGGCAGUGCCCCUCGCCAUCUCCGGGGGCCAGAUCGGCAUUUUUGAGCGCUCUCAGCCUGGCAGGAUUCCUGACACAGCCCUGCCAACCAUCCAAAACUCUGUCAAUGUGGUCGACCUCUCCUGGGACCCCUUCAACACACAUCGGCUUGCCGUGGCGUGUGAUGAUGCAAAGAUCCGGGUGUGGCAGGUACCUAAAGGGGGUCUGAAAGAGACCCUGACCGAGCCAGAGGUCAUCGUACAAGGCCACACGGAGAAGAUUUACUCCAUCAAGUUCCACCCUCUGGCCAGCGGACUCCUGGCGUCUUCAUCCUACGAUCUCACAGUCAGACUGUGGAACCUGGAGAGCGGAGAACAGGUCAAACUCCUCACCGGACACCAAGACCAGAUCUUUGCGAUGGCGUGGAGCCCAGAUGGAAAGCUCCUGGCCACAGUGUGCAAAGAUGGGAAAGUUCGCAUCUAUGACCCUCGCAAGUCCACUGCACCUGUGCAGGAGGGUCCGGGUCCUGAGGGCCACAGGGGAGCUCGUGCAGUCUGGGUGUGUGAGGGCAAGUACCUCUUGGUGUCAGGAUUUGACAGUCGCAGUGAGCGAGUCCUCAGCCUGUACUCUGCUGACUCCCUGUCCUCUGGAGCUAUAGCCAGCACCUCUAUAUCCGUCUCCCCCUCUACACUCAUCCCAUUCUACGACCCCGACACCAGCGUGGUCAUCCUCACUGCAAAAGGUGAUACCAGGGUGCACAUUUAUGAGAUUGUUCCUGAAGAGCCGUACUUUAUGGAGUGCAGCAGUUUUAACUCUCCGGAGCCACACAAGGGUUUGGCUUUUCUGCCAAAGACGGAGUGUAAUGUGCGUGAUGUUGAGAUCGCUGUAGGACUGCUGCUCAACAAGACCGCCAUAGAGCCGGUGGCCUUCAGAGUGCCCCGCGUCAAGAAAGAGUUUUUCCAGGACGAUUUGUACACAGAGACAGCCGUCUGUUGGGAAUCAGCACUGACCGCCUCUGCCUGGCUGUCUGGAUCCAACGGCCAACACAAGAAGAUCAGCCUAAAGCCUAAAGACAUGAAGCCAGUGAGUGAGGCACCCAAAGAAGUUCCAGUUAAGAAAUACAUGCCCUCAUCUUACUACCUGGAGGAGAAGACAGAUGAACAGAAGAAAGAUGAGCUGCUCAGUGCCAUGGUGGCUAAGUUGGGGAACAGAGACGACCCGCUGCCACAGGAUAACUUCCAGGGGGUCGAAGACGAAGAGUGGGAUGACUAGAAGAGACGCCAUCUUGCUUCGGUUCAAUCAGAGGCCAACAGCGGAGAGGAGAGAAAAGAUCGACUAUCGACUUAAGUUGCUAUUUGUGUGUUUGUGAUGAUGCCACCCACUUCCUCUGAGCUUAAUCAGCUGACACCUCAGCAUAUUGCACGCACAAAUAAUACUGUACAAUGUGAAAGUAUAAACAAUAUAGGGGGAAAAAAAUCACAGUAAUAAUACACGUCUCAUUUUAUUGUGUGUAACAGUAUCUCUUAAAGUUUGGGAAAUCAAAUGUCACAUUGUCUAGUUCGGUGUUCAUCCAAUCAAAAUGCAUGACAUUUGAUAUGAAUAUAAUUUUCAACUGUAAUUCUUAAAUAAGUCAUUCUGGGAUAAAACAUUUUUUUGAUAAUGUUCAUGUCACACUACUUUCCACAGAAAUCCCACCUAACAGCAUAAUGCAAUAGUAACCAUGAGAAAAUAGUCCAUUAAAUCAUAUCUUGACGUCUCAAACAUAUUUUAGUUCUAAGUCAGCACAAAGAUAAUUAAAUGGAUGGCAUUCAUAGCAAUAAUACUUCUGCUUUAUGUUACCUGGAAACUCAUACUGGGUGUACUGGACCAAACAUAACUUUUUGUUGUAGUAUGUAGUGUUUGCCAUGGUUUAAGCAUGAAAAUACACUCAGUCAGUUGUGAUAUUUGUGAUCCAGAUACCAGGUUGUGUACCGUUGCAUACAGGGUUGCUAACUGCACAUUUACCUCCGCUGUGAACCACUGCUUGCUUUUUUACUGGCCAGUCAUAUGAGAAUGAUCACAAUGUGUCCUUGAAAGAUGUAUUGUUGUUUAUGAUAUCUAAGAAUAAGUGAAUCAUCAGCCAUCUCAUUAAAGACAACCCUUGUCUUCCUGUUCGAUCAGGUAAACACACACAUGGUCACUGUAACAUGUUCGAGCCUUCAGCAGCAAAAACACACUGAGGAUACGACAGGGUCACCAGUGUUCAUGUUUGGCCGUGAACUGGAAUUUCUUACGACAAUAAUAUUGAAAUCACCUUUUCUUUCUGUCAGACAAUAUUAGAAUAAAGUGCCAUUUUAACAACAAGGUGUUUAGGUUCUUGUACAAGUUGAAUGUUUUGCCAUCUGGUAGUCUUAUGAUAGUCUUAUAAGUAAGGGUUAAAGGUCAAAUAAACUGGGAGUUGUUAUGCAUGUAAGCCAAACCUCCUCUUUGGAGUUUUUUAAAGGGGCCUUUGUAUAUUCACAGAUGAUUACGUUCUUUCUCUUUUUUUGCUUGAAAUCAUGAUCUUUGUUUGUUUUCUGACUGUUCGGGGACAUUCCUCAUUUAAAUUAGCUAAUUCUCAUAUCUAAUGUUUAUUCGUAGUAAGGAAUCAUGGUGGUGAUUAGACAUAAUAAUUCAGUAUUAAUAACUUACAAUGCAGCCAUAACCAAUAUCAUGUAUUUUCCAAUCAGGGCUACAGCAAUAUCUUCAAAAACAACCAGGCUUGAACACACCAUUUUAUAACCUCUAAUGGACUGGAAGAAAACAAUUGUUUCUGCCAUGCAUGGUCGUGCACAUCAUGUAGUACAGGUGAUCUGCAGGUGAUAUUGCCAUUUGUAUGAUGUACACUGAAAGUGCUUGUGAUUCUCGAAUGCCAUAAUUUUAAUGUUUGUAUUGGAUUAACUUGCCUUCCAUUGUGUUAAAAAAACAAAACAAAAAAACUUCCUUUUUAUACAGUGGGUAAAGCAUUGUGGGUUUUCUGUCUUUUCAAUAUUGUCUCACAAUAAACAUUUUGAACCCACUAA